CAUUUGGAUGCAUGCACUGUCUGCCUCGAGCCUGCCCUCUGCUCAAGAGACAGAAGCCCUCUGUUGCUCAUUUGACUCUCUGUCAUUCUUUCUCUCUUUUCUCUCCUCCUCUCACCCUCUCCCUCAGUUUCCAGCCUUCCCAUCUGUUAGUGAUUUAGUCACAGGCUCAGGGGAGAGGCAAGUCCGCUAGGGGAGAGGAAUCAGGACAGGGAGGGAGGGAGAGAAAGGGAGGAAGUCCACACAAGUUUGUUUUACAGGGCUCAGAUCAGGCUGGGACGAGGCACAGCUGCAUCUGGAGGUCGGAGUAGCAGAAAAGUGAAACCAACGGGAACAGCCCAUCAAGAGGAGCUGCCCAGAGAUUUUCCUACAGCCAGGAGACACUGUCAGAGACAGAGACAGAAAAAGAGGAUCAGUGCUCCACUGGGCAAACACACAAAUAUGGCUGCUAAAUCUCUGUCCUGCCUUUGCCUUCUCUGCAUCCUCUCAGGGAUUGCCUAUCCAGCUUCUGCCACUAGGCCUGGGGAACAGCAACAGUCAGUGCUGAAAGUGUGUGCGAAGGGAUUUUUCCUUAGUGAGCAAAACAUAUGCUUACCAUGUAACUGUAAAGGCCACGCUGACUACUGUGAAGACAUCACUGGCAUUUGCAUAAACUGCAGGGACCACAGUGCAGGUGAUUUCUGUGAAAUGUGUGAAGAUGGUUACAUGCUGGCUCCCAGUCUGGAUAGACGCCACUCCUGCCGACCUUGCGCCUGCCCCCUCUCAGUCCCCUCCAACAACUUCGCAGUGCACUGUGACAGAGGAGGUACCGUUCUGCGGUGCAAGUGCCAAGAGGGCUAUGCCGGACAUUUCUGUGAGAGGUGUGCUCCGGGUUACUAUGGCAACCCCAUGGCGAUUGGUAAUUCCUGUAAGAGGUGUGACUGUAACGGCAACUCUGAUCCCAACCUGAUCUUCAACGAGUGCCACAACGUGACAGGCCACUGCCAGCACUGCUGGGGAAACACCGCCGGUGCCAACUGUGAGAGGUGUGCCCCAGGUUUCUAUGGCGACGCCAUCACUGACAAGAACUGCAGAGAAUGCAUGUGCAAUAAAUGUGGCACCUCUUCAUGCGAUGACAGGACAGGAGUGUGUCACUGCAAGCCAGGUGUCACUGGACGACUCUGUGACCAGUGUGAGGAGGGCUACUCAGGUUUCUCCAGCUGUCAGGGCUGCCGGAGGUGUGAAUGCGGGCCAGCUUCUGUUCGUUCCACCUGCCAUCCUCUCACCCAUAGCUGUCCGUGCCGCCCGGGGGCUGGAGGUCGUUACUGCGAGCGCUGCCUCCCAGGUUACUGGGACUACAGCCCCUCCGGCUGCAAGAAGUGCGACUGUGAAAAGGGCCACUGUGAUAUGCACACCAGGAGAGUGCCUGCCAGAGGCUGCAACAGUCAACCUACUCAGUUUCAAGGCUGGAGGAACAAAUCAUCUGCAAUCAAGGCACAGACUGGGGAGCUGGAGGAGGCCACUGACACUGUGGUGUUAGACAUCAGACAGCUGGGAGAAUCGGAGAGUGUGGUGAUGACUUUGGGGAACAGGCUGGAUAACGACACAUCAGAAACCUUAACCCUGGCUGAGCAGCUCAGUACAAACCUCACUGAUCUCAACAUUCGCAUCGAAGAGAUGAUCCAUGACUGGGAGCUGUACAGUGUUCACCAGGAUGUGGACCCAGAGGUGGUCAGACGCAACACAGAGGAAGCCCAGGGAAUGGUGGCCUGGAUGAGGAAACUGGACCUGUCCCCACGAGAGCCCAUUGCCACUGACGA
Lates calcarifer (barramundi perch) is the source of this 1796-nucleotide messenger RNA. Its product is annotated as laminin subunit alpha-5. Gene Ontology annotation, molecular function: extracellular matrix structural constituent. Gene Ontology annotation, biological process: axon guidance. The transcript is spliced from 11 exons. Gene Ontology annotation, cellular component: basement membrane. NCBI's taxonomy places the organism in Eukaryota, Metazoa, Chordata, Actinopteri, Centropomidae. The annotation marks the transcript as partial. The record is from RefSeq and is a predicted model, not a curated record.